AUGCAUUCCGUUGUGGAUCAAUUCCUCACCACAAAAAUCGAAGACGCAGAAGUGUGCACGUCCAUUUUCUACAACAAUCCGGAUCUAUCGUGCGGUGUCUCACGCAAACUCAUACAUCACUUCUUUCGCUGUCUACAAUCGAACGAACCCCAUCCGUACUGGAUACGGCUAUUCAUUGUCAUCCUGUCCAGCCAGACCAGACCGAAACGUGCAUUGCAAGACCUAAUCGCCGGUGAGCUCUACUCAAUGCACGGAACUACGCUCAAUCAGCUGUUUUGUGCAACCACAAUCGUGGACUGUUUGGACCAGGUAGAAUUAGACAAAGAUGAUCUCCAGAUGGAUGACAGGACUAAACAACUCAAACUAAACACGCACCUAGAACUAAUUCGUCUGGUUAGUUUGACCGCUGCGGGUCGGAAUGGUUUGGCCCAGACGGAGGCACGAAACCGGUUGCGGUUAGCUGAUUUGGUGCGAUUGGUCAUGCAUCCGACUUUCCGACGUCUCAACACUGCUCGAUCAUCAGCCAUUCAGAACACACUGUUUCAUCUGCGAUGCGCUUAUGUGGCCUAUUUGGAUAUCGUGUUUGUCGACACGGAAAAUCCCAGUAGCCAGUUAUAUAUUCCCGGUAGCUUAAUGUGGCAAUUCUGGAGUCAAAUUGAUAAGGAACUGGAACAGGUAAGCCCCUUCACUGUUUGGCUUUUUAUGGCUUUGAUAGAUUAUUUCAACAGCUUCGUUAUUUUAAGGACGAACAUGUGUAGCAUUGCUUAUUGUUUCUUUUCAAGUGACUUCGUCGUCGUUCAGUUAAAAAAAACCGCGGAUUUCCCCUUGAAUUGGACAUGGCUUAUUCGUCUAUCGAUCACGUGA
Echinostoma caproni is the source of this 864-nucleotide messenger RNA. The record is from the annotation of a GenBank genome assembly. Lineage: Eukaryota; Metazoa; Platyhelminthes; Trematoda; Plagiorchiida; Echinostomatidae.